Molecule: messenger RNA, 360 nt
Organism: Neurospora hispaniola
Lineage: Eukaryota; Fungi; Ascomycota; Sordariomycetes; Sordariales; Sordariaceae
Exons: 5
Coding region: 1-360 (119 amino acids)
Source: RefSeq, a predicted model, not a curated record
AUGCGCAUCGAUCACCAGACCAAUGCCCAGCGACGGGUUGGCGAGCAAGGUGGGAGGUUCCAGGGCGUCAUCGAUGAGAGAGAGGUCCACGCGAGAAGCUAUACGGGUUUGGCGAUACGGGUUCAUGUCGGAGCGAGGCAGCACAUCCAACCUUUUGUUCGAACUGGGCACGUCAACACUUCUGUUGUGUUGACUGGAAGGAGGAAGCGAAGCCACGCCACUGUCGGUAGGACCGUGGUACAGUUGCAAGCAGAGACCGGCCGCUGGGCGUGCUUUCCCACAGGUUCCUCCCAUCCAGAUGGGAAGUCGCGAACGUUAGUAUUUGGAGAACAAGGCAGGCCCGAUCUGCUUGGUUAUUGA